UCAUCACAGGCAUCUUAAGUCCAACACUCCAGUCGUGACAAAGGCCCUAUAAUCAAGUUCCCCGGGGCUUUUGGAUCCAUAUAUACUCCAUCCAUCAUCGCCUCGGCUAUAUGGCAUGUAGCCGACGACACUUUAAAACACAACGAUCUAGACUAAUACUGCAUCAAAAUCAAUAUCAUUUCAACCUUCGAGUCGACACCAUGACAACCUCGACAGAUAACCUAAGAUUCACCUGCGCUGUUAUCACCGGCGGCGGCGGUGGCAUCGGCAAGGUGAUGGCCCAACACUUCAUUUCCAAGGGCAAGAAAGUCAUCAUCGCAGGACGGACCGAAUCGAAGUUGCAAGAGACAGCCAAAGAAAUUGGAGCUGCCGACUAUUACGUGCUCGAUACGGGCAAGGUUGAACAGAUUCCCGACUUUGUGAAACGCAUCACCAAAGAUCACCCUGAACUAGACUGUCUCGUCAACAACGCCGGGGUGCAGCGCCCCCUAGAGAUUCUCAAGGACGACGAUUUCCUCUUGAAGGCGGACCAAGAGAUCGACAUCAACAUCCGAGGCCCAAUGCAUUUGGCUUUAGGUUUGCUACCACACCUGCAGACAAAGGAAUCCGCCCUCAUCAUCAACGUUUCGAGCGUCCUUGGUUUCAUACCAUUCUCCAUCAUCAAUCCCGUCUACAACGGCACCAAGGCCUGGCUGCACUUUUGGAGCAUGAAUCUCCGCACACAGCUAAAGACCGGCGGAUCACAAGUCAAAGUUGUGGAAAUUGCGCCACCAACGGUCGCGACUGACCUGCACCGAGAGCGAACCGAUCCAGACGACAACAAGAAGGCGAAUAAUCCCGACGCACUCAGCGUAGAUGAGUUUAUGGAGGAAGUGGCUAAGAAGUUGGAAGACGGCGUCGAGACCAUCGGGCCGGGAAUGGCUGGAGAGGUCAUUGAUAGAUGGUAUGGUGCAUUCGGCGAGCAGUAUGCAAAGGCAGCUAGAAGCAAAUAGUUGGCCAUUCCUCAAAGCGAAAAGUGGUUAUGUGCCGACCUGGACACGAAUUUUCAACCUAAAAUUGCGUCCCUGAUUCAGGAUAUGAACGUCUCACCGGAACUCUACACAGAGUAUAACGGACAAUGCGAAAUGAUGCCUCGAAGGAACAUCACGAUAUUGUGACAUGAUACGGGC
Molecule: messenger RNA, 1169 nt
Organism: Colletotrichum phormii
Lineage: Eukaryota; Fungi; Ascomycota; Sordariomycetes; Glomerellales; Glomerellaceae
Product: short-chain dehydrogenase
Exons: 1
Coding region: 111-992 (293 amino acids)
Cellular component (GO): membrane
Source: RefSeq, a predicted model, not a curated record